Xenopus laevis (African clawed frog) is the source of this 5039-nucleotide messenger RNA. It is a transcript of the gene pde10a.S, whose product is annotated as phosphodiesterase 10A S homeolog. Gene Ontology annotation, cellular component: cytosol. Gene Ontology annotation, molecular function: metal ion binding; 3',5'-cyclic-GMP phosphodiesterase activity; phosphoric diester hydrolase activity. Lineage: Eukaryota; Metazoa; Chordata; Amphibia; Anura; Pipidae. The transcript is spliced from 22 exons. Gene Ontology annotation, biological process: signal transduction. The record is from RefSeq and is a predicted model, not a curated record. The coding region runs from base 607 to 2985 and encodes 792 amino acids.
AUAUAUGCAGCAGCAGCAGCUCUGUCUCAUUCAGAUCAGUUUCUCCUCCUUCUCUUUCUUGCCUCUAGCCCACAGCUGCUUCACAUAAAGGCAACAGAACAGCCCAGCCCUGCUCGCCCCCUCUCCUUUACGUCUCUCUGCAUUUCACUCCAGCAGCUUCUCAUUUCGCCCUCCCUCCAAUUAGCAGCACCCCACCCUCUUCCUUUCACAUCAUCACCGGCAUAGGAGGAAGGCUGGGGAAGAAGAGGGAAAGGCUAAAAACUCUGCUGGCACCAAGAGAACAUCUAAAGGUGUUGCUGGAACGUAGGGGGGAUCUGCAGCCACCCAGAAAGCGCAACAUUUUGCAUCCUCACGCCCCCCCCCUGUACAGAGGCUGUUGAAUCUUCCGAGCGGAUCCUCUGCUAUUUGGAGACUGACCUCUCCCACGUCCCGUCAGCUCUGGCCAAGCUCCGCACUGCAAGUUGCAGGAGGGGGAGAGAGCGGCUCUCGCAUUGCUCAGGCUUCAGUUUCUGCAAAGGUCCAUUGGACACCUUGUAUCAUCUGCUGGCAGCACCUCAAGGGCCCCGACUUGUCACGGAGUAGGGGCCCCUCACUGCGGGAGCAGACAUGGAAGAUGGACCUUCUUCUGCAGGCUGCUUUAGAAGGUUUACUGACUGCUUCCUUAGCACAAGUCUCACAGAUGAAAAGGUAAAAGCAUAUCUCUCUCUCCAUCCUCAAGUUCUUGAUGAGUUUGUAUCUGAGAGUGUUAGCCCUGAAACUGUAGAAAAAUGGAUGAAGAAAAAAAGCAAAAAUGAAGAUAUGACGCGUACAGAAGUUAGCAGGCAGUACCAGGAUACAAAUAUGCAAGGAGUUGUAUAUGAACUAAAUAGUUAUAUGGAGCAGCGGCUAGAUGCUGGGGGAGACAAUAAAUUACUACUUUAUGAAUUAAGUGACAUUAUCAAAACUGCUACGAAGGCUGAUGGAUUUGCACUAUUCUUUUUGGGAGAAUGCAAUAACAGCUUGUGUUUGUUCACCCCAACUGGAACAAAAGAUGGACAAACCCAGCUUACUUCUGUUGGACCUGUUGAAUAUGGCACCACAGUAUCUGCACAUGUAGCCAAAUCCAGAAACACUGUGUUAGUAGAAGAUAUUCUGGGGGAUGAAAGGUUUCCCAAAGGUACUGGGCUGGACUCAGGGACACGUAUCCAGUCUGUUCUUUGUUUACCGAUUGUUACUGCGAUUGGUGAUCUGAUUGGAAUCUUAGAACUUCAUCGACAUUGGGGGAGAGAAUCUUUUCAUCUUUGUCACCAACAGGUGGCAACAGCAAACCUUGCCUGGGCUUCAGUAGCAAUACAUCAAGUACAAGUAUGUAGAGGCUUGGCUAAACAGACUGAGCUAAAUGACUUUCUGCUUGAUGUAUCAAAAACAUACUUUGACAACAUAGUUGCAAUAGAUACAUUACUUGAACAUAUAAUGAUAUAUGCAAAGAACCUGGUGAAUGCCGAUCGUUGUGCACUCUUCCAGGUUGAUCAAAAGAACAAAGAGUUGUAUUCAGAUCUUUUUGAUAUUGGGGAAGAGGACGAGGGAAAGCCUGUUUUUAAGAAGACCAAAGAAAUUAGGUUCUCCAUUGAGAAGGGUAUUGCAGGACAGGUUGCAAGAACAGGUGAAGUCCUUAAUAUUCCUGAUGCCUAUGCAGAUCCACGCUUUAAUAGAGAAGUAGAUGUUUACACAGGUUACACAACGAGAAACAUCUUGUGCAUGCCUAUUGUAAUCCGUGGGAGUAUUAUUGGAGUUGUACAAAUGGUGAACAAACUAAGUGGAAGUGCCUUCUCCAAAACAGAUGAAAACAACUUUAAGAUGUUUGCUGUCUUCUGUGCUUUGGCCUUACACUGUGCAAAUAUGUACCACAGAAUACGGCAUUCAGAGUGCAUUUACCGAGUUACAUUGGAAAAAUUGUCUUAUCACAGCAUUUGUACUUCAGAUGAAUGGCAGAACCUCAUGAACUGUACACUACCAGUUUCUCUUUGCAGGGAGAUUGAACUAUACCACUUUGAUAUCCAGCCAUUUGAAGACCUAUGGCCAGCCAUAUAUGUUUAUAUGAUUCAUCAGUCUUGUGGUGAAACCUGCUUUGAGCUUGAAAAGUUAUGCCGUUUUACCAUGUCUGUGAAAAAGAACUAUCGGCGUGUCCCCUAUCACAACUGGAAACACGCGGUUACAGUAUCGCACUGCAUGUACCUUAUACUUCGAAAUAACCAGGAGAUAUUCACAGACUUGGAGCGAAAAGGGCUUCUAGUUGCAUGUUUAUGCCAUGAUCUUGAUCACAGAGGUUACAGCAACAGCUACCUGCAAAAAUUUGAUCACCCUUUAGCAGCUUUGUAUUCCACAUCAACAAUGGAACAACACCACUUCUCGCAGACUGUAUCUAUAUUGCAGCUGGAAGGGCACAAUAUUUUUUCCAACCUGAGCUCCAAUGAGUAUGAACAAGUGUUGGAGAUAAUACGCAAAGCCAUCAUUGCCACUGACCUUGCACUGUACUUUGGGAACAGAAAACACCUUGAAGACCUUCAUCAAAUGGGUGCAUUAAAUCUUAAUAAUCAAUCACACAGAGAUCGCAUGAUUGGUUUGAUGAUGACGGCUUGUGAUCUUUGCUCUGUAACAAAGCUAUGGCCAAUUACCAGACUGAUAGCUGAUGAUAUAUAUGCAGAAUUCUGGGCUGAGGGUGAUGAAAUGAAACGGCUUGGUAUUUCACCUAUUCCAAUGAUGGACAGAGAUAAAAAAGAUGAUAUCCCUCAGGGCCAGAUGGGAUUCUACAAUGCUGUAGCUAUUCCAUGUUAUACAACUCUUUCGGAGAUAUUUCCUUCAACGCGACCGCUUCUUCAAGCGUGCAAGGAGAACCUCAGUCAGUGGGAAAAGGUUUCUAGAGGAGAAGACACCACAGUCUGGAUUCCUUCCCAAUCAGUACCAACAGAGUCCUCUGAUUCACUCCCAGUUAAGAUUGAUGACUGAACAACAAGGACCACUCAAAAUUAAAUUAAAUUAACUUUAUUUUUAAAAUAAGCAUAUUUAUUUGCAGCAUGGAAAGGACCAGAUUUCUCCUAAGGGAAAAAUAAUUAUGAGAAAGAAACACCAGUGAAAUUGUAUUAAUCUGUUCCACAUUUAAAUCUUCAACUAGCCGUUUUAAGAAGAUAUAUUAUAUAAAACUUCAUGCAAUUUUCCCUAUAUAAUUAAUUUCAAGGGUACUUUGAGCCUAUGAUAUACUUCUCUAUUCCCUCCUUAUGGGUUUACUGGUACUUUUAAAUUGCUACUGCCUUCUCGGUUACUGUGGAAUAAUUAAGGAAUUUGAUUAUAAAUAUGAUGAUUAUAGUAGCAUCUUCAGUUCUUGCUGAACACACCAUGUCAAUAUAAUAUUGGUUGUUUAAUACUUAAUGCUACAUUUAUAACACCUUUUAAGUUAGAAAGGCAUAAGGAUCUGUUACAGCCUAGACAACAUUUAUUCUAUACCAUGAAAAUCCUUCUUCCUCCUCAAAUUAUUCUCAUGUUUUGCCUUUAGGUUUGUACCCACUGGAAGAUAUUCUAUUAGAUAUCAACUGUUUGUAAAGUACUUAAAAUGUGAAUAUUUAUUUUAUGGAUUCAUGCUAAUUAAUAUAUUAAGGGAAAUCCUUGAGUGCAGUAGAUUUUGCACACUGCUCACUGCAGCUUUGAAACUCUUAUAUGUUGAAUUUCAGAGACCAAAUUAUGCCUAUGUUUGGUUUAAGGGUGUUGCACCUUUUAAGUAGCUUUUGCAAAACAUCUUUGUAUCACUUUGGGAUAGUUAUACAGUAAUUGUAGGGGCACCUAGACUGCUACAGACCAAAAGUUUUAUUUUUUGUAAUUCCACCUUCCAGAAACCCAUGAUUUGACCAGGCACUUUGGCUGAUGAGACUAUCAUCUAGGGAAAUAAAAUAAUCUAAAAUAUUUUUUGUUCUCUGCAAGCGAACACUCCCCAUAGUUCUGAAUACUCUGCAUUAUGGCAUUUCCAUUGAUGGUUUUCAUUCAAAACAGUUCUUGAUUUUUACAUUCAAUGCUUGAAAUCACUCGCUGUGCUGUAUGAUAGAACACCUGUGUUUAGAAGUCGAUGGAUUUAAUAUAUCUUUAUAACCAGAAAUAUUAUAAAAAGUAGGCUUAGCAAACUUCGGUUUAAAGGAACAGUUGGCCUUUACAGUAACUUUUCAUAUGUUCUAGAUGGUGCUAUUUUAAGCACAGCUGUGCAGAACAAAAAGUAAAUAUUUAAAAAUCAUAAGAAAUAAAAAAAAAUCAAGACCAGUUGCAGUGUGUGUUUCAGGUUAAAAAAUAUUUGAAGUAGAAUAUUCGACUAGAGAAAUUAAAGGAAAGCAACAUCUACCCCAUAAUAAACAAGCACAAUUCCAUUUGUAACUCAGAUAUAUAUGUUCUUCACAGCAGUAACUGAGCAACUGUUACAAGCAAACUCUGGAGUCUAAUGGUUGUACCAAUAGACCCAGGUUAAAGUUGUCUUUUCCAGCCACUAAACCUCUUCUUCCAUGUAGCUGAGCUCAAAUGGUAAAGCAAUAGCAUAGCUUAUGUACAAAGAGCAUUCCUUCAAUUUAUAAAUUAGAGCUGUGGCUUCAUGGAGGAUUGUCAUGGUUGAGGCACAACAUAACAGCAGCACAAACAAGUGGCAUUAUUGGUUUUACUGUGAUAUUAUAUUCAAUGGAGAUGAGCAAGCAUUUUGGAAGAACCCUCUCCUGUCUAUAUCUGUUUGCCACAAAGCAAAUUACACCCUCUUAUUUUUUUUGUCAUAAGAGGUUGGUGUUUUGAAAACCUAAUCAUAUUAAUUUAAAUACAAUUUUAUUUAUUUUAUGUCAAGACAUAAUUUGUGAGACUAUCCUGAACACUCACACUUUUUGUUUAUGGGCAUUAAAAUGUACUUACCCUUCAAUGGCUCCCCAAAUGUUCCUUCUAUUAAAACUAAAUCCAGUGAAAGAAGUGGAGUCAGUAGAGCAGCUUCCUUCAUAGGCCUUAUGAGCAUCUAAAAAAAAAAAAAAACAUUUGCAACCAGGGAA